AUGAAGCCAAUCUUGCCUCUGAUUCUCCUCUGGGCAGUGUCCAGCACAGCUGGAGCUCUUCAGUGUCAAACCUGCACAGAUCAAAUGUGUUCAAGCACAGCACCAAAUAACUGUUCCCCAGAGACGAUGUGUGUUAUGACCACCAUUCUAGCUUAUUCAUUGGGAACUUGGGCAAGGCAAAUCUACCAGGCAUGUGCAUCUUCUUCCCUGUGUCCAUUUAAUGGGACUCAGAUAUUUUCAGUUGACCUGGGUGUCCAAAGUGCUCUUGCAUCUGCCAUGUGCUGCAACACAGAUAACUGUAACACAGAAACUCUGCCUGACCCUGCUCCUCAGUCAGGUAACGGUCUACUGUGUAAUGUUUGUGACCCCUCAACGUCACAGUGCACCUCUACAUUACAAUGUGAAGGAGUGGAGAACCGCUGCUUUCAAUCAACAAGUGAGUCUUUAUGUUCGGCUGCGGGGAGGUUGAAGCUACAGCUGACUGAGUCUGGAUGUAUGCUGGAGCAGCCAACUGUGACCCUGACUGUGGUUGCUUGGGGGCAGCUGGCGUGGACUGUGGCUUGGAGGCUGCUGCAGUGGCUGAAGACAGAGGUGGUGGCUCAAAAUCCAAAAACUCAGAGGCCUGAGGAACAGCUGUCUCUGAAGGUGGAGAGGAGUGCCAACACCGGGUGUGCCGCUUCCUCUGAGAAGUGGAAGCCCUAG
Archocentrus centrarchus (flier cichlid) is the source of this 702-nucleotide messenger RNA. Its product is annotated as phospholipase A2 inhibitor and Ly6/PLAUR domain-containing protein-like. The coding region runs from base 1 to 702 and encodes 233 amino acids. Lineage: Eukaryota; Metazoa; Chordata; Actinopteri; Cichliformes; Cichlidae. The transcript has 5 exons. The record is from RefSeq and is a predicted model, not a curated record.